AUGAUCGCCAGCGAUGGACAGCUGGAUGUUUGGUGGGAUUGGAAGGAAUUUUUCAUGAUAGGAGCUUUGCCACCCAACGAAACUGUUGACUUCACUAAUGCUGCUGAACAAAGUGACAACCGCAUAGUUUCGGUCGAGAUUCCAACGACUGCCGAAACACUUCUGACAGCCGCUAAUGACCUAGUCAUUGGAAGAGCAGCUGAGAAAAUGAUACUCGCAGAGCUGUCUGCCGAGGAUUUCAGCUCCAACAAUGCCAGUAAUUCCUCGGAAGAUCGAAGCAAGGAAAAUCUGACUGGAGUUAGCACUGAAACGACACCGCAUCUUCCUCAAUUUGAAUUUUUGCCUCAGUUCGAGCAUAGCUCAUAUGACUUCAUGGUACCUGAGGGUUCUAAUCCAGCUUCCACAGUUCUGGCAGUGAUCUCCUACCUGGGACGGAAAAAUCAACCUAUGCCAAUUUUCAAGAUUUCUUUUGACAGAAUGAGAUGGUUCGAAAUUGGCGAUGUUAUAAAAAAAGAGCUGGAUAACUACGUCGAAUAUCAGGUGACAAUUAACCAACGAGCGGAAGUUUACGUGCAGUACAGUUUAACUAAACAUGGUUCAUACAAGUUCUCUAUUGAGGUGAGUUAUUACUGUAAGACUGUAGGACUUUCAGCAAACCGUCAUUAA
Messenger RNA from Strongylus vulgaris, 666 nucleotides. The record is from the annotation of a GenBank genome assembly. NCBI's taxonomy places the organism in Eukaryota, Metazoa, Nematoda, Chromadorea, Rhabditida, Strongylidae.